AUGGCAGAAGAAGCUCCAGCACCGGCCGCCGCACCGGCCAAGGCGGCCAAAAAGAAGGCUCCCAGGCCCAAGAAGACCGGGCCCAGCAUCAGCGAACUCAUCCUCAAAGCUGUCGGCGCCUCCAAGGAGCGGAGCGGCGUCUCUUUGGCCGCCCUGAAGAAGGCUCUGGCUGCCGGUGGGUACGACACGGAUAAGAACAAGGCCCGCGUUAAGGUCGCCGUCAAGAGCCUGGUAGCCAAGGGGACUCUGGUCCAGACCAAAGGCACCGGGGCUUCUGGUUCCUUCAAGAUGAACAAGAAGGUCGCCGAGAAGAAAGUGAAGAAACCGGUCAAGAAAGCCGCUCCCAAGGCUAAGAAACCUGCAGCAAAGAAACCCGCAGCAAAGAAGCCCGCAGCGGCUAAGAAACCCAAGGCUGCCAAGAAAGCGGCAACCCCAAAGAAGUCUCCGAAGAAGGCCAAGAAACCCGCGGCGCCCAAGAAAGCCGCAAAAAGCCCCAAGAAGGCUGCCAAGAGCCCUAAGAAGACUGUCAAAAAGGCCCCAGCAGCCAAGAAAGCCCCCGCAAAGAAGGUUGCCAAACCCAAAGCCAAGAAGGCAGCACCCAAGAAGAAGUAA
This is a messenger RNA of Xyrichtys novacula (pearly razorfish), 612 nucleotides long. NCBI's taxonomy places the organism in Eukaryota, Metazoa, Chordata, Actinopteri, Labriformes, Labridae. The record is from the annotation of a GenBank genome assembly.